CCACCAGCACCAGUGGCCAUAUUACGACCAUCACCAUCACCACCAUCACCACCAUCACUACCGCAGGGCGGAUUUUCGAUACGACACGCCGGCCCACGAUGUGCGUGGUGGUGGGAUACAAGAAGUAGGCUGUCAAGUACUAUAGGUUAGAUACUUACUUAUGUACACUUCUCGACCGCAGUCUUCACCCCCCUCCCCCCUCUUGAAGACGGCGAUGAGGAUUCCCAUCCAUCCAGCCAGCCAGCCGCUGGUCGGGCCAACGAUUGUCCCCCCCGCUCGACUGUCGUCCAGCUGCGCGAUAGAUAACCAACUAACGUGGAAGACUCGGCACGUCAACUACUCUAGUUACUGCUCACCUGCCCGUGGAGAAAAAAAAAUUAUGCAUCCAACGCGGUUUUUCCUCUCCAUUGCAAUUCCGGCAUUCGAGAGGCCAAGACUCCAAUCAAAGGUCCACAUCGAGCCGUGCGGAAGCAGCAGAAUAAACACCCGCAACACGCCACGAACCAGUGAGCAUCACGGUAGCUAUUGCGGGUGCAUACGGGGGGAAUAUUUAAUCCUCGCGGUGCUGCCCUUCGAGCGGGAUCGGAGCGGAACGAAGGGAGUGACAUGCGCGCGUGGAAUCGUUGAGGGUGCGGCCAUCAAUCGUCAUGGGACGGAAAGAAGCCUGCCCCUGACCCUGGCGAUGCCGCACUCUACAUGUCAGACAGGUCCGGUUGGAUGCUUGCUACUGCUCUAUAGAGUACUAGUAUCCUGUAUAGAUGCUGGGUAUACGCAGACAGGUACCGCCCGGCACUUCGAACGAGAGAGCGCACCAAGAUGUCCUAUGUCGAAACUCUCUCUCUGCCUAUCUCUCUCUCCCUCGAGCCGUGAGCUUAUCCCGACGACAAACAGAUGCAGCUCAUCGCGUGUGUAUGUACGUAUGACUUAUCCGAGAUCUCUCCCCGGGUCACUCUGUCUCGGUUGUCCAGAGGAGGUGUAGGUAAUACUUUACUCCGCUAUAUAGUUGGUAGCCGCCUGCCGUUCCGCUCCAGAUAUGUAGUUGGAUAGAUAUGGAC
Messenger RNA from Tricharina praecox, 1055 nucleotides. RefSeq lists its product as uncharacterized. NCBI's taxonomy places the organism in Eukaryota, Fungi, Ascomycota, Pezizomycetes, Pezizales, Pyronemataceae. The transcript is spliced from 2 exons. Bases 161 to 979 code for a protein of 272 amino acids. The record is from RefSeq and is a predicted model, not a curated record.